CUAGGCCAAUUUUGGGGACGAUCAUUUGAUAGGCACAAGCAUUGAUUGACUUGCUUUGUUUAAAAAAAUUUUGACAUCACAUGCAUUCCUUCUUAUUUUCUUAAAAAAACUUUUAUCUUUUGAAGAGAGAAAGGAGAGUUACUCAAAAUUUUGUCUUUGCUCAUGAUAAGAAAGAGAAGUAAAAUAACAUGCAUGAAUCCUAAUGGAUUCUAGGAUAUCUAGAGCACCUGAGGAAUCAAUUGAGCCACAGAUAUCAAGCACAUGCUCAAGGAACCCUAAAGAAGAUGUGGACAAUUAGGCAAAGUGCUAUAUUUUGCAGGUUUCUAUAGGGAUAGAUUUCCUUCAUUUCCAUUAGAUAUCACCAACAGUAAUUACUCUGCUUGCAGCUUUUAUGUAGAUAUACUGCCCUUAAUUUUAUACUUAAAUACACUGAUUCCAAUCAAGUUUCAGGAUCAAUUGUGCACCCCCUGAAAAUUUUGCCUUAAGACACUCCGAUAAAGGCCUUUGGUAUGUCAGAAGAAUGGCAGCAAAUUUGGCUGUAUAUAAAACUUGCUAUUGAUGGAAUGCAAUGAAUGGCUGAUCAGAUCAACAAAAGCUUCCUCUUUGCAUGGAAUGAUGAGGAAACCCAUUGGAUGAUUGAAGCCAGACUCUUCCUCUGACCUCUUAAGCAACUCCCUAAACAAAGGAUGGUUCAAGCAUGAUAUCGGCAUCACAAACCACUUCUUUUGUUUUUGAUCUCCAACAUAAACAGUAACAUGUCCUCUCGGAACUUCUGAUGACUUUCUCAGCCUUUGCUUGACACCAGAAAUAAUGGAAGACGGAGGUUGCUGACGGUGGCCGUGCGGUGGCGGUGUAGUUAAUAUGAGAUGAUCACCGGAACCCAAGUUGUCACAUGGCUUUGCUCAAGUUUCAGCAUUUCUUCAAGAAAAACAGGGGUCGCACACGGAAUUUUCUGAAUAUAUAUAUAUAUAUAUAUAUUUAAACGGAUCACAUUUCGGGAAGAAGGAUUCAAAGUUUCAAACCACCUUACUACGAGAUAAGAUCACGAAACCCAAAUAUCAGAAUUUUUUGAAUAUUGAGCAAUUAUCAACUGAGUGUUUUUAUUGGAUAAGAAAUGAGAAGAAGCAGAACUUGGUUUUGUCCUUACUGUACUAUUCAUUCUCAAUCAUGCAUUUAGUUUGCGGUCGUCUACUAUGGGUGUUAGAUUACCGGAGUUGGUUCUUCAUGCGAAGCAGAUUAUCCGGAGGCGGUCCGCGGGGAAGCAUCAGCCAUCCUCCUGCGGCCAUUCACCGGCUGUGGCGGACGUUCCAAAAGGCCAUUUUGCAGUAUACGUAGGGGACGAGAAUGAGAACAAGCGGUUUGUAGUGCCUAUAUCGUACCUGAAGAAUCCCCUGUUCCAAGCUCUGCUUAGUCAGGCUGAAGAAGAGUUCGGCUUUGAUCGUCCGGCCUCCGGUCUCAUGAUUCCCUGCACCGAAGAUGAUUUCCUGCAUCUUUCUUCUCGAAUAAGUCAUUCUUGAAUUGACUUGUUUCUUUUCUUUUUGCCCUUUUUUUUUUUUUUUCAAGUGAUUCAAGUUUUGCCACUUCUUUUGGUUUAUUAAUUGAUCUGAGCCUAAAUAAUUUGUACAUAAUGUGAGGAAUAAAUCAAUACUAGCCUA
This is a messenger RNA of Rubroshorea leprosula, 1655 nucleotides long. Lineage: Eukaryota; Viridiplantae; Streptophyta; Magnoliopsida; Malvales; Dipterocarpaceae. The record is from the annotation of a GenBank genome assembly.